This is a messenger RNA of Varanus komodoensis (Komodo dragon), 1326 nucleotides long. It is a transcript of the gene ASB18, whose product is annotated as ankyrin repeat and SOCS box containing 18. Gene Ontology annotation, biological process: intracellular signal transduction. The record is from RefSeq and is a predicted model, not a curated record. NCBI's taxonomy places the organism in Eukaryota, Metazoa, Chordata, Lepidosauria, Squamata, Varanidae. Bases 1 to 1326 code for a protein of 441 amino acids. Gene Ontology annotation, molecular function: protein binding. The transcript has 5 exons.
AUGGAUGAACACUCCUUCACGCUGCCAGGACCUGCUGUAGAGAAGCGGCAGAUCUUUGAAAAAGAGGGACCUGAGUUCCCUUGGAAGCGCCCUGUCCCUGUGGACAAAUACUAUGAAGCUCUGCUCGCAGGAAACCUCAAGGUGCUCCAAGCCCUAAUGGACCAGUACUGUGCAGAUACUGGUGUGGUCUUUGAGAUCAACACAAAUGAGCUGGAAUGGCAAGUGAAGAGCCACGCUGCUUUCGGACUGUCAGGCCUUUGGUCCCUGGAAUACAAGAGGACUCUGACCAACCCACUUUGCAUCUCAGCCAGCCACGGACAUACUGCCUGUCUUCGUCACUUGCUAUUCCGGCGGGCAGACCCCAACGCAGCCCCUGGAGGACGGAGUGCCCUGCAUGAAGCCUGUACUGGGGGGCACACAGACUGCGCGGAGCUGCUGCUGGAACACAAGGCCAAUCCCAACCUUCUGGAUGAGGAUGGACACGCACCUCUGCACCUCUGCACCAGCCAGAACACAUUAGGGUGUGCCAAAGCUUUGGUGAGAUUUGGUGCCCUGGUGAACCUGCCAAGUGAAGAGAGCCAAGACACACCUAUCCACUUAGCAGCUAAGCAUGGCCUUUAUGAGCAUGUGCAUCUGUAUUUGAGGUAUGGUGCCACUGUGGACAAGAAGAACAGCCUGGAAGAAACAGCACUCAGUGUAGCUUGUGGAGAAGCAAAGAAAGUAGAGGACCAAGAGAGAUAUUUGCAAGUAUGCAAGCUGCUGCUUACAUAUGGGGCAGAAGUAAACACUGUGGAUGAAGAAGUCAAGACCCCACUUCACAAAGCCUCCAGGAAUGCUCACCAUGGCUUGGUCCAGCUCCUGUUGCAGUGGAAAGCGGAUGUCAAUGCAAUAGAUUACAAUGGGGCAUAUCCAAUGUCCUCCAUCCUACAGGCUGCUGCUUUUAAGCAGGAGAUGAGACCGUACCUCACAGUGCAGACCUUGCUAAACCAUGGCUCUCAGAAAAUAUGGCCUACAGCCUUUGUCAAGGUGCUGAAAUCUUGUGCUUCAGUGCCAGAGAUCAUUGAAAUCCUUUCCAAUUCUUAUUCUCAUUUGCCCAUCUCUGAAAAGUGGGUGGAAGUUAUUCCAAAAGAAGAAUUUCAGAAGCACCUACCUUUCUAUGAGUCCUUCUUCCGUCAGACGUACACAGUCCGGCACCUGCAACAUCUGUGCCGCUGUGCAAUCAGGAGGAGACUGGGUGACAGGUGCCAUUUCCUCAUUCCCUGUCUACCAGUGCCCCAAAGCCUGAAAAACUACCUGCUGCUUGACCCUGAGGGAGUUCUGCUUUGA